Amborella trichopoda is the source of this 735-nucleotide messenger RNA. NCBI's taxonomy places the organism in Eukaryota, Viridiplantae, Streptophyta, Magnoliopsida, Amborellales, Amborellaceae. The record is from RefSeq and is a predicted model, not a curated record.
GACUUUCAUGGCCACUCAGUGAGGUAUAUGUUCUACUGGAUAGGUGCUGGUUGUUAGGAAUGACCUGAAGAUGGGCAAAGGCAAGAUUGCUGCUCAAUGCAGUCAUGCAACUUUAGGGCUUUACAAAAAGGUUGUCUCCAGGGCACCAAAAGCAUUGGAGAGGUGGGAAAUGAAUGGUCAAGUUAAAGUGGUAUUGAAGAUUGAAAGUGAAGAGGAGUUGCUGGUUCUUCAGGCGAAAGCAAAAUCCCUGAAGCUGCCAACGCACAUUACGAUUGAUGCAGGGAGAACUCAAAUUGCACCAAAUUCGAGGACUGUGAUGGCUAUUCUUGGACCCGCAGAUGCGGUCGAUGAUGUAACUGGAGGAUUGAAGCUUCUCUAAUGAUCCACUCACAACAUUUCAUUCGGUAAUGUAAGCAAUAUCCCUCACCGGCAUCCAAGAAAUGUUGGUUAUGGAUCAGUUUUUAGUAAGACAAACACUCUUAAGGUAAGUGCAUCAUGUUCAUGGGGAGAAAUUGGAACUUGGGGAGGCAUUUAUAUCAUUAUACGUAGUUGUGAACACAGAUAUGCUAUUUAUCAUUGUACAACAAUAGACUACACUCCCUCUCCCACCUCUCUAGAAGUUGGAGCUGUAAAUUUUGUUUGUUCAAAUUGUGAUACUCACAGCAACUUCACUGCGUGGAAGGAGAACCAAACGUUGUUCCUGUGCUCUAACUAAAACAAACGGGUUGUAUACAA